Molecule: messenger RNA, 2160 nt
Organism: Thamnophis sirtalis
Lineage: Eukaryota; Metazoa; Chordata; Lepidosauria; Squamata; Natricidae
Source: RefSeq, a predicted model, not a curated record
CUUGGAAAUGUCUCAUUCCCUGGAGGAUCUUUGGGUGCAGCCAUCCCCAUCAUCUUCCCAUACAGAUUUAUUGUUCUGCCGCAACCACCUUUCUGCCAAGAUGAGAAUCAAUCGGCUGUCUCUGAGUAGGCGUCACAGCCUGAGUGGCCUGACUCAGGUGAAAUGUAAAAGCACAAAGCUGUGGCAAGGUUCCGAGGAAGAGCUAGCAAGAAGUGAGAGAUACUAUAGGAUGUUGGAUGAUACUCCUCCACCUCUUCAGGGGGAGAAGCCUCCAAUUUAUUACAAUCUGGAGGAGAUGAAGCAGUUACCAACAACACCUCCUACUCCACGCAGCCCACCAUUACAGAUGCUGGAAACCUGGGAACGUCACAUAGACUCCAGCUCCCUGCGUAAUUACUACUAUAAGCCUGCAACAGGUGAAAAGUCAUGGAAGCCACCCAGGAGGAGCCAAGAGAUGAGCUUGGUGCAGAUAGAGGGAAAUGAUCUCUCAGCUCCAGCAGAUCCUACUCAAGCAGCCAACCUGGACCAAACAGAAGACAGGGUGAGCGCGGAGCAGCCUGGGGCUCAAAGUCUCCACAAAAAGCUGGGAUAUACCAGAUCCUUGAUGUUGCCAGAGACAUUGCCUCACAAGAAAAUGCUGGGCGUCAUCGUGGCUGGUAUUAGCUGGGAACAGCCUCAUGUUCUACAAGGACCCCAAGGUUUCUGCUGCAUGGCCUCCAUCGGGUAGCCGGCCUGAAAGCAGUGUGGAUUUGCGUGGGGCUCGUAUUGAGUGGGCUCGGGAUUUGUCCAGCAAGCGGAAUGUCUUCCAUUUUCGCACUGUGACUGGCAAUGAGUAUCUCUUGCAAUCAGAUAAUGAAGCUGUCAGCCAGGACUGGUACCAGGCAAUCAAAGGGGUCAUCCACAGACUAGAUCAAGAGAACCCUCUGGAUGAGCCGCUUUUGUACCCACUCUAUCGGUCAAACAGUGCUGAGCUUGUGGAUUUGAGCUGGGAUGAUGAAGACGAACUUGGGGUCUCCAAGGGUGAAGUGCAAGCAGCCCCAGGGAGUCCUGGCCGAGUCUACAAGAAAAGGGUCAAAAGCAAGCUGAGACGCUUCAUCGCCAAGAGGCCCCCCCUGCGAAGUUUGCAGGAGAAAGGACUGAUACGAGAUCAAGUCUUUGGCUGUCGGCUAGAGGCCCUGUGCCAGCGAGAAGGGGGCACAGUACCCCGGUUUGUCCAACAAUGUGUGGAAGCUGUGGAACAGAGAGGGCUGGAUGCAGAUGGGAUCUAUAGGGUCAAUGGGAACUUGGCCGUUAUUCAGAAGCUGAGAUUCAUAGUUGACCGUGAACGGGCAGUGACAUCCGAUGGACGCUAUGUCUUCCCAGAGCAACGUUGCCAAGGGUGAUGGAUCAUUCAGAUGUCAACAGGAUGACAACUCAGAACAUUGGCAUUGUUUUUGGGCCAACGCUGUUGCGACAUGAGCGAGAUGUAGCCAGCCUCAUAGAGGACAUGGUGUACCAGAAUCAGGUGGUAGAGUUGCUUCUUACCGAAUUUGCUAGCAUCUUCGGGACAGGUGCUGAAUGACUUUGUUGAUACUUUUUUUUUUGAAUAUGGAUUGCUUUAUUCUCAAAACAUAUGGGAUCACAAUCUGUUUCUGAAGCAAGCAUUGAUGCUGUGAAACUCUCUCCACCAAUCACAGCAGCGUAGGUUACCAUCAUCUUUGGAAAAGAUAUUAGGAAAGAUGGAUCUCUGCAUCUACUUCUUCGAGAUUGUUUUUUUUUUUAGUUGAUCAAUUUUUUUAGCUAAUAUACCUUAGCAAAAAGAUGUCAUAUUCAUACCCAAUAAACAACUGGUGAGAUUCUGAAAGAGAAAUUAUAUGACUGAAAGCACUUUGGCUUUAAACAAUGAAGACCUGUUCAGAUGCAGAUUUCAAUCCAAACAAAUAUAUAAAAUGGAACCUUUAUUCCAUUAAUUGGGCAUUCUGUGCUGGAGGAGAAAGACUUUCAUUAGAUAAGCUGCCAGCCAGCCUAAUCCCCUAGGUCAGAGGUCAGCAACCUUAAACACUCAAAGAGCCACAAAGGUCCUAACCAAAAGCCCCCCAUUCAAUUCUAGAGCUGACCGGAAGUCUGGUUUUCCCCACCAUAGUGUUCUCCUAACACGGCAUACUUUUUCCUCUACCUGAC